This is a messenger RNA of Schizosaccharomyces osmophilus, 720 nucleotides long. It is a transcript of the gene cab5, whose product is annotated as dephospho-CoA kinase. The transcript has 2 exons. The coding region runs from base 1 to 720 and encodes 239 amino acids. Lineage: Eukaryota; Fungi; Ascomycota; Schizosaccharomycetes; Schizosaccharomycetales; Schizosaccharomycetaceae. The record is from RefSeq and is a predicted model, not a curated record. Gene Ontology annotation, molecular function: dephospho-CoA kinase activity; ATP binding. Gene Ontology annotation, biological process: coenzyme A biosynthetic process.
AUGUAUAUCAUAGGAUUGACGGGAUCCAUUGCUACGGGGAAAACAACGGUUUCCAAGCAGUUUCAUGAGAAAUAUCAUGUUCCUGUAAUUGACGCUGAUAUCCUUGCAAGGAAAGUAGUAGAGCCGGGAACGAAAUGUCAACGACGAAUUCAAAAAGAAUUUGGCCAACAAGUGAUUCUUCCCGACGGCCAUUUGAAUCGACCUGAGCUUGGAAAGAUCAUUUUCGAAACUCCAUCCAAACGCAAGCUCUUGAAUUCAAUUGUUCAUCCUGCCGUUAGAAAGGCCAUGCUGAAAGACUUAUUUUACUACUACAUAACGGGUCAUGGCAUGGUAAUCCUCGAUGUCCCGCUGUUAUUUGAAGCAAAAAUGCACACCAUAUGUUGGAAAACUAUCUGUGUUGCAUCUACUAUGGAAAUACAAAAAAGGCGAUUGCUAAAACGAAAUCCCGAAUAUUCUUCUGAAGACGCUGACCGCCGUAUUCAUUCUCAAACUCCCAUUCAAGAGAAGGAAUUCCUUGCUGACUAUGUCAUUGAUAAUAAUUCCGAUUUCAAUUCUCUCUCUAGAAACAUUUGUACAACCUUUGUCGCAAUCCAGCCUUCCAUCGUAUGGACUCUAGCAUGCCUUCUCAUACCUAUCCUGCAAGUUUUUAUGCAAUUCUAUAAUUAUAGUCGUCAAAUACGAAAAGCAAGGAACCAGAAGAAGGUCCACCUGACCCAAUAA